AUGACCAAAGUCAUCGGAAUUUACGCAGGCUACAUCUUUGUGAUCCAUCGGCUUUUUCGCAACAUUUACAGUGACCUCUCUUAUGUAGUUAAAUAUGCUGAAAUGCCGCAUGUUGAUCGUAUCCUAAACCUCUGCCACGAGAUUUAUUUGGUACGUGAAAACCGUCUUCUACACCUUGAGGAGCAGUUGAUUUGCAAACUUAUUUUCUUAUAUCGUUCCUCGGAGACACUCAUAAAAUGGACUCGGCACCCCAAGCGCAUUAUUGAUCAUUUUACAGGCAAUCUGGAUGUACAACCUUUCUCACCAUACCCUCCACUGCCCCCGCCGCCCCCCUAUCCUUCACCUACGCUGCUCUCGGUCUCUGGCUCAGUGUCUGGUUCCAAUAUGCAGACAGGAUCUAAUGCCUCAGGAUUCUCAAUAGCUCGUCAUCGUGCUGCCGGACCAUUAUCCAGUGCAUCAGAGGGACAUCUGGAGGGAUUUGAUUACCCUCCAAAUCAGAGACAGUAUCUCUACUCGGGUUUGCAGAGCCCCAUCCAUAUACCUAUCUCUCGGCAACAUGUCCAGUCCCAUUAUUAUCGGAAUCAGCAUUCAAUGCCUUAUCCAUCAAGACAAUUGGAGGAAAGCGACCUUCUUCUAGGAACUUACGGUGGCGUGCUGGAACAGUCAAGAUGGCCAACCGCUGACAACCACAAUAUUUGUGCUGACCCGACAGAUAGUCUUAACCAGGCUGGUGCAUCUCAAGCUUCUCGGGCUCCGGUUUUCUCGAAAAGUCAGUCUAAGCAAUUGGGACACGCUAUGGAGGCAAAAACUUCUACGGAAACUCAAGAAAAAGAUUGUCGUGUUAUUUUGACUACUGACCAACCUCUCAGGGUAGCUCAACAUCCAUCGUCGGGUUCGCAUGUACAGCAGGUUCAGAAACAGAAGCAUCAGCAACAACAACUACAUCAACAAUUAAGGAGACGUGUUCGCCCUGUGAUUGAGGAGUCUCAAUAG
Molecule: messenger RNA, 993 nt
Organism: Protopolystoma xenopodis
Lineage: Eukaryota; Metazoa; Platyhelminthes; Monogenea; Polystomatidea; Polystomatidae
Source: the annotation of a GenBank genome assembly